AUGACUGGCGGCAAAACAGUACCAGCCGCUCCCUGGCGAGAUGCCUUCCUGUCCCACGUCAAACAGUUAAAGCAGCCAACCUUUACGCUGGGCUCUCUCCACCGAGCAUCGCCGCCAUCACAGUCUUCGGCACCCGAGUUUGUGCCCAGAGCACGCACAGUCAUAUACAGAGGCGUGUGGGCCUCGCUGAAUCCAAAUUCCAAGAACCCAGCACAACUCAACCGCGCCUCGUACGAGACUGAUCUCCCAACCACGACCACAGAUGCUCGCAUGGAAAAGGUCUCUGAAAUGUUCCCAACGUCCAAAGGCACCACAUCUGGCAUAGGCGGAGCCGUUGAGGCCGUAUUCUGGACACCGGAUUCCAUGACUCAAUGGCGUCUCAGAGGCCACAUUUGCAUGAUUGGCCCUGAUAUUGACUCAUUCGAAGCGUCGACCACGAGGGAAUUUCUUGCACCGUAUAUGCGGCAAGUUGGACAUGCCGAUACCGAGUGGAGCUGGAGCCGUGAACUGACGGCGCAGUUUGGGAACUUGAGUCCCUCCAUGAGAGGCUCGUUUCGAAAUCCACCGCCCGGCACUCCUAUUACGCAGAAGCCUGCAGAGGGGCUCGGCUUGGGACAGAGCGUUGAGGAUUUGGAGGAUGAAGUUGCAAGGAAGAACUUUAGAGUCUUGGUGAUUGUUCCGGAAGAGGUGGAUAGGGUUGAUCUGUCGAAUCCUGAGAGGGGCCAGCGAUGGAAUUACAGAUUGGAACGUGCUGGGGAGGAUGGAGCGGAAUGGAAAGAAACGGAGCUUUGGCCGUAA
Molecule: messenger RNA, 798 nt
Organism: Metarhizium album ARSEF 1941
Lineage: Eukaryota; Fungi; Ascomycota; Sordariomycetes; Hypocreales; Clavicipitaceae
Product: FMN-binding split barrel-related protein
Exons: 1
Coding region: 1-798 (265 amino acids)
Molecular function (GO): FMN binding
Source: RefSeq, a predicted model, not a curated record